Gongylonema pulchrum is the source of this 1506-nucleotide messenger RNA. The record is from the annotation of a GenBank genome assembly. Lineage: Eukaryota; Metazoa; Nematoda; Chromadorea; Rhabditida; Gongylonematidae.
CAAUUACAGCAAAUGCUACAGCAAAUUGACCGCGCCUCAAUGGACGCUUCCCAGGAUCAGUUGCCCAGAAGUGCUGUUACGGAACAACGUGUCCAUCAACAAAUCCUUCAUGCUUGUCAGUCCGUCUACGACAGAAUUGAACCACUACGUGAAGCAGCAAUUGGACGUAGCGAGGAACUCGGGCACACAGUACGUGAACAUAUGGAAGCAAUGGAACCACUGGUGCAGUCCUCAAUACAAGCAGCGUCGAUAAGCUACGAUACGAAAUCGCAGACAACAAUCUUUGAGCAGUGCAAAACAGUUGUUGAAGCGGAACUGCAAAUGCUCUAUGGAUGUAAAGAUGCAGGCGGAAAUCCGAAGGCCCAUGAAUUGCAUGUGAUAGUGAAUGAUAGUGCCAAUCAGUUACGUGAUGCGCUGGCCGAGAUGCAACGCAAUGUAAACCGUAUGGCCUCGGAAGCUGGUGUUAUUCACGGGGUUGUGGAGAACAUCUCACGUUCGAUUGCUGUCACGGACGAGACAACAGCCCUGCAGAGUGUAACUGGGACAUUCACGGACGCGCAAACACGCAUGAUCAAUGCACUUGAGGAAAUAUCACGUAUUGCUACUGAUAUGCCACUUACAUUGCCCGAUUCGUUGGGCCCGUUGGCGCUUCGUCUUUCCGAGAGAUAUUCGGAUUUGGCAAAUGAUUCUCGACUCGCAAUUGCCACACUACCAUCUCCGAAUUUGGCCCAGAAACUGCGUGUUGCGGUACAGAAACUGGGAACCGCAUGCAUUGAUGAGGUCAAAAUAGCGGGGCAGCGCCGUGCGCAUCCAAAUGAUCAGCGUAUACUGGAUGAUUUGUCACAUGGUUCACGUGCGGUUGUAGAACGAGUACAGGAAGUACUGGCUGCACUGCAUGAGGGAUCACGCGGCACACAGGCAUGCAUCAAUGCUGCCAACACAGUAUCAGGUAUCAUUGGCGAUCUCGAUACAACAAUCAUGUUCGCCACAGCCGGAUCGCUGAAUCCGCAGCGAGAUUCCGAAAAGUUCGGCGAUCACAGAGAAGCAAUUCUGAAAACGGCGAAAGCACUGGUGGAGGAUACGAAAGCGCUUGUGGCCGGAGCGGCAUCGAAUCAGGAGCAGCUUGCAGUGGCCGCUCAAAAUGCCGUUCGCACCAUCGUUAAUUUGUCGGAUGCGGUGAAAAAUGGCGCUGUUUCGUUGUCAUCGGACAAUGCCGAGGCGCAAGUCAUGGUCAUCCAUGCAGUGCGUGAUGUGGCAGCCGCUCUUUCGAAUCUAAUCCAAGCAACGAAGAAUGCAUCGGGUCGUUCAUUGCACGAUCCGGCAAUGGGACAUCUCAAAGAAGCGGCCAAGGUAAUGGUAACAAAUGUAACAUCGUUGUUGAAAACUGUAAAAACCGUCGAAGAUGAGCACCAGCGUGGUACACGAGCAUUGGAAGCAGCAAUUGAAGCAAUCGGCCAGGAAAUCCAUCUGUACGAUACUGGAGAAGCACCCACCAGAGGUUCAUGA